AUGUCGACUGCCGAACUUGCCUCGUCCUAUGCGGCGCUCAUCCUCGCCGACGACGGCGUUGAGAUCACUGCCGACAAGCUCCAGACCCUGAUCAAGGCCGCGAAGGUCGAGGAUGUUGAGCCUAUCUGGACCUCUCUGUUCGCCAAGGCCCUCGAGGGCAAGGAUGUGAAGGAGCUCCUGUCCAACGUCGGCUCCGGUGGUGGUGCCGCCGCUGCCCCUGCUGCCGGCGGUGCCGCUGCUGGCGGUGCCGAGGAGGCUCCCAAGGAGGAGGCCAAGGAGGAGGAGAAGGAGGAGUCGGACGAGGACAUGGGCUUCGGUCUCUUCGAUUAA
This is a messenger RNA of Sodiomyces alkalinus F11, 330 nucleotides long. RefSeq lists its product as hypothetical. Gene Ontology annotation, molecular function: structural constituent of ribosome; protein kinase activator activity; ribonucleoprotein complex binding. The transcript is spliced from 4 exons. NCBI's taxonomy places the organism in Eukaryota, Fungi, Ascomycota, Sordariomycetes, Glomerellales, Plectosphaerellaceae. The coding region runs from base 1 to 330 and encodes 109 amino acids. Gene Ontology annotation, cellular component: cytosolic large ribosomal subunit; ribosome. Gene Ontology annotation, biological process: cytoplasmic translation; translational elongation. The record is from RefSeq and is a predicted model, not a curated record.